UUGCUGGGACACAGUGGUGGUCUAACCUCUGGUUUGCGGAGCGGUCGGGUGUAGUCUCCUCUCGCCCCCACGCCUUCGAGGUCCCCGCCGCCCGACCCAACGGCGGAGCCAGCCAGCGGUUCCCGGGGCGCCCUCCCGCACUGAUCCCACCUCUCUGGGGCGGGACCUGGCCCGACGGCUCCGGUCACUAUGAGUGAAGCAUCUUUCAACCUAAUAUCAGAAAAAUGUGACAUUCUAUCAAUUCUUCGGGAUCAUCCUGAAAACAAGAUUUACCAGAGGAAAAUCCAGGAACUCAGCAAAAGGUUCACUGCGAUCCGCAAGACCAAGGGGGAUGGGAACUGCUUCUACCGGGCCUUGGGCUACUCCUACCUGGAAUCUCUGCUGGGGAAGAGCAGGGAGAUACUCAAGUUCAAAGAGCAUGUACUGCAGACCCCAAACGACCUUCUGGCUGCUGGCUUCGAGGAGCACAAGUUCCAAAACUUCUUUAAUGCUUUUUACAGCGUGGUAGAGCUCGUGGAGAAGGACAGCUCCGUGGCCAGCCUGCUGAAGGUGUUCAACGACCAGAGCUCCUCGGACCGCAUCGUGCAGUUCCUGCGCCUGCUCACGUCAGCCUUCAUCAGGAACCGCGGAGACUUCUUCCGACAUUUCAUCGAUGAGGAGAUGGACAUCAAAGACUUCUGCACUCACGAAGUGGAGCCCAUGGCCAUGGAGUGUGACCACAUCCAGAUCACGGCCCUGUCCCAGGCACUGAACAUUGCCCUGCAGGUGGAGUAUGUGGACGAAAUGGACACGGCCCUGAACCACCACGUGUUCCCCGAGGCUGCCAUCCCUGCCGUGUACCUGCUCUAUAAAACCUCCCACUACAGCAUCCUUUAUGCAGCCGAUAAACGUUGAUUUUAGGCCAUGCAGUGGAGCCUGUCACCUAACGGGACUGCAUUCUUUUUUUUUUUUUUUUUUUUUUUUUGCGGUACGCGGGCCUCUCACUGUUGUGGCCUCCCCGCCGUGGAGCACAGGCUCCGGACGCACAGGCCCGGCGGCCAUGGCUCACAGGCCCAGCCGCUCCGCAGCAUGCGGGAUCCUCCCGGACCGGGGCACGAACCCGUGUCCCCUGCAUCGGCAGGCGGACUCUCAACCACUGCGCCACCAGGGAAGCCCUACGGGACUGCAUUCUGAAUGGAACGUUACAGCUUUUCAAUUUUUUUAAGCGAUUUAGACUAUAGUUAGAAAAUGUGCAGCCUUUUGGGCAAAGUCACUGGGAAUAAGGCCUACUCACUACGGACUGGUGGUAACUUGGCGAUAUUUUUAGUGUUUAUCUUCACGGAGGAUCCAGUGUUUUCUCACUCUGGGCUAGGAAGCCACAUGUCCUGGCUCUACCCCAGUUCUGAGACCUUGCAUAGGACACCUCCUCUCUCUGGGCCCAAUUCUUCAUCUGGAGGAGGUUCCUGCCAGUGUUGACAUUCCAUUGUUGUAUAAAAAUGGGGUCCUCUGGUUUAUUUUCACCAGGGGCAGUGCCUCUCUGUAGGGGAAGAAAAGCUCAAGAUCAGCUGUCUUAAGUGACUUACCAGUUCUAUAAAAAAAUCAAGUCCAGUCAGCCGUUGGACUGGACUUUGGUGCACGGUGAAUUGAGGCCAAUUUGAAUGCGAGGGCUUCAGUGUACUUCCAAGCAUUCAUGACAGUGUUUUCUUACCCCUAACUUGAGGAAAAAGAUACUUUUAUGCCAAAGUCUAGAAAGAGGCCUGUAGCCAUCAGCGUGAAGCCCAAGUUGUUGGGCCCCUCUAUCUCCCUCAGGGCCAGGACUGCCUGCCUUCUGGUGGGCAGCCCUGCAGGGUUCUGCCGCCAGCCCUACCUGGACAGACACUGAGAAGGACUAAGGUCUGGGACCAAGAAGGUGUCUCAUCGUCCCCAACACAUCCUGGAAGUAGAAUACGGAUACUCAGCCAGGUGGAGACAUCGGUCCGCACAUGCAGCCGUAGACUCCAGCUGAGCAGAACAGACAAGGUUUUCUGAGGCUGUCUUUGGCUUCCUUUCCCCUUUCCCCGCUUCUGUCUGGCUUAUGGGCUGGCUAGAGAUUAGGUGGCAAAGAACAGAGAUAAGCCGAGGAGACUGGCAGUGGGGGAGGUCACCUCUGGGGAAGCUGCCUGGUAGCCAAGAGCCCUGGCUCUGGCCAGUCUCCCUGUUCAUCCGCCUGAACAUGCCCCUUAAUGACCCCCUCACCUUGCUGCCUCAGGAUCUCGAGGAGCCCUGGCUGGGCUGGGGCGCUGCCAGCAAGCUCUCUUCCUCUCUGGGAAGAAAUGGAGAGUGCAGGGGUGUGGAAUCGCCUUCCUUAAUCGAAGGCCUCACAGGUUCCAUUCUGCAGGGAUUUAUUAGAAUCUGUUGGUGCUGCAGUGCCAGACUGUAGUGUCUGCUGACGGGCAAACUGCACCAGGAGGACGGGGUGACAGACUGCUCCCGAUCCUCGUAUACAAAUGUCAGAUUGGUAUCAGUCUUCCGCCUUUGUGAAAACUGAUGUCAGGGUGCUUUUAAUGCCAGGCAGGAACCCAGGUUCCCAUAAUGCCCUUGGCUGGAACUUGGACCCCAAGGGCUCAAGCUAAAUAAGUGACUGUCACUUUUUCACAGGAAUGUAAAGCUGACCCUGAUCUCUGAACUGGUUCAGUGGUCCUACCUUGCUCUGGGUAGGAGUGCUGUGACAAGUACACUGUAAGAGCAGGGUAACAUGUUACAUGAUUUGUGAGUAUCACGAUCCGUUUCCAAACUGAAGGACACUGACCUGCACCUUGGCUGCUCUGAGCAGUUGUGAGAUGGGUCCUGGGCCUCCAGCUGGGCUCUCAAGCACAGUAUAAUCAGCACUGGCUGCCACUUAACUGCAUUUGUAGCUUGUGUAGCGUUCACAAAAGCCAAGCUUUCUCUUUGGCAGACAGGCUGGAGAACUCCCCUCUGAGGUGUGUCUGUGCUGUGUGUCCAGGCCGGAGAGCCUGCCAGUGCUCACGUGGGACCCUCUUCCCAGGGGAGAUCCGAUCAGUUUAGAAUCAGAGUGCCUAAGAGAGGCAGGCUGUUGUCAUGACCCCCCUCUCCGCUCUCCCAUUUUUCAUAAAACUAUUGGCCAAAUCCAAACCGCUGCUCUCUUCCCUUCCCAUCUGCCCUCAGCUCUUGCCUCUGAAGGGAAAGCACCAUGGAGGAAAGGCGUGGCAGAAUUCAGAGAAGCUUUAAGUAACCAAUGUAAAAUCCAGUCAUCCGUGGACAUUACCCUGCUUAUGUACAGCAGCCAGUCACGUCAGCAAUCACGCUUCCUGGGUAAUUCCUCACCCGGCCCACAAAGCCUUCUCUUUGCAGGCCAAAAGCUGGAAGGAAGGUUGCUUUCAGAGUUUGUCUUUACAACUGCACGUGUUACCUUCCUUCCAAAGGGAACUUUACAAACCAGUGUGAAUACUUAGCAACAAAAAAACUGUCCUUGCUUUUGGUUCCUACUUUAAGCACAUAGUGGCUCUGGAGCCACACCGCCUGGGUUCAAAUCUUCAACUUUGCCACUAACUAGUUAUAUGACCUUGGCCAAGUCCCUUCACCUCCAAGUUCCAAUUCCCACAUUAGUGAAAUGGAGACGAUACCAACACAUCACAGAAUUAUCGGUUCAAGUGGAACAAGAUUACAUGUGAAAACAAUCGCAAGACCUGACGCAUAGUGAGUGCCCUACAAAUGGGAUGCUUCCCCCCACGGAUCCUUCCCCAUGGGCUGCAGAACACUGCAAGAUGGGAAAACAUGCCACCUUGGCAGUGGCACUGUGGUUUCCCAAACACGGAAGAAGUCUAAGGACCAAACGCAAUCCUGUGAUGAGCGGAAAUAGGGGCAGGGGCCCCUUGUCCCGUGGGAUGUAGGCCAGGCCUACAGCUUCCUCGGGCAAUUGGUAAAAACAUUUUCCUAGCAUUAAA
This is a messenger RNA of Mesoplodon densirostris (Blainville's beaked whale), 3923 nucleotides long. RefSeq names its product OTU deubiquitinase, ubiquitin aldehyde binding 2 (gene OTUB2). The coding region runs from base 190 to 894 and encodes 234 amino acids. The record is from RefSeq and is a predicted model, not a curated record. Gene Ontology annotation, cellular component: nucleus. Lineage: Eukaryota; Metazoa; Chordata; Mammalia; Artiodactyla; Ziphiidae. Gene Ontology annotation, molecular function: cysteine-type deubiquitinase activity; ubiquitin binding. The transcript has 6 exons. Gene Ontology annotation, biological process: negative regulation of double-strand break repair; protein K48-linked deubiquitination.